GUGGGUUGCCGCUGUAUGUAGUGUCAGUAUUCAGUUAGUCAGUUUUAUAAUUUACAUAUCGCCUCGUUACAAAUCUUUCUCUCUAAUUGUCACUUGAGCGUGACGACCACGCAACGCUCAAGAUAAAACAUAUUUUGUAUUUAAUCUGUCAUUUCUGUCGAUGAACUCAUUGUUCUGCAUUAGUAUUUGUUGUACGAAUACGUCAAUACCCCAAGUCUCAAGAGGCCUGGGUCAGGCCAAAGAUUGUCUAAACAAAGAUAGUUGUUGCCAUUAGACAGAUUUCAGUCUGAAAGUAGAGUUCAAAAUCUGCAGUCACUAAUUCCAGUGCUCUGCUAAAAUUCAAGUGCCAUGGCUAACAGUUUAAUGAGUGAUGUGAUUGAUGGUUACCGAAAGCAAGUGCUUCUUGCUGCUUUUUCCUUCAAAGACUGGGUUUACAGAGUUUUUGCAUUCCUACUUACAACAUCCUUCAUUUUGUGGCUUUCUGUAUUCAUUUAUGUUACAUUCUACUAUUCAUAUGUUCCAGCUAUUUCCCACAUCAGACCUGUUCAUCUAGAAUUCAAGUCCUGCCAAGAAUCAUUAGGGGUGUGCUCAAAUCCUACUGCAAAUGUAACACUAACACAUCAAAGGCAGUUGUUACAGAGCAAUCAACCUUACAACAUAAUUGUAGAUCUUGAAUUGCCAGAGUCUGAGGCCAACAAGCAACUUGGCAUGUUUAUGGUGCAGGUCACAUUGACUGGCAGGAAUGGCAAAUUUAUAGCAACAUCAAAAAGAAGUGCUAUGCUUCGUUACAAGUCAUGGAUUCUUCAUUUCCUUGGCACUGUCAUGUUUUCCCCAGCCAUGUUACUUGGACCUAUAAUGGAAGAGAAACAAACACUGAAAGUCGAAAUGUUCUCUGAAUUUUUGGAAGCCCCAGACAAUCCAGUAACCAAUGUCAAUGUAGAAAUAGAAAGUCGCUGGGUGCAGCUGUAUUCUGCCAAACUACGAAUUCAAGCUGAAUUUGUAGGAUUGCGUUAUUUCAUGUUCUAUUGGCCUACUAUUUCUGCCACCAUCGGUGUAUCUACUCAUGUCGUGUUACUUUCGUUUUUGGUUGGGUACAUUUGGUAUCGUCUUUUGAAUCCAAAUCAGGUUGUUGUGCGUGUUGGCUUGAAUCGUGCAACUUCAUCGGCCAUGUUAGGAGCUGUUGCUAGUCAGCCUACCAUUGCUACUGUCGAACCUCAGCAGCCUGAAGAUGCCCAAAGCAAAACUUUGGAGCAGCGUAGGAUGGAAGCCAGAGAAAUAUUGAUGAAAGAAAAAAAACGGCAGCUGACAUCUCCUGGCGUAUUUACAGAACGUGCUCGCAGCCGUUCUUUCAGCACCAUGCCAGGCAUGACUAGAACCCCAUCGUACGGUGGCCCUCUUCGCAUUGAGGAACUGACCCCCGCUCCAACGCCUCCUCCAGUGGAAGAGAAAGAAGGUAUCGCCAAACGAGUCACCUUUGAAUAACAUGGUUUCAUUACUCGUUCGAUAGGAUAAACUUCUUAACUCCAGAUUUUUCAAACGAAGGGCUAGUUAUGGAUGCGGAUACAUCGCCGGAAUUACGUCGUAGAAUAGUAACGGCCACGGCAGCCAAAGAGGCCAAGAUAGACGAUCCUUGCUUGUGAAAAGCACCACUCAAGUCUCCAACGGUAUACACUUAAAAUAAAUUCAAUUUUCGACUUGUUCAGAAAGUUAGAAAAAAUAUCGGGUUUUGCUAUGUCAGUUUAUAGUUUAAAAAAUGUCAAAUCACUUCAAACUGUUUCUUUCCCCCACCAGAUGAGUUUCUCAUGUACCUACUCAUCUGUCAUCUCCACUAUUGUCUCGACUAGUCGUGAACACACGUCACAUGGUGUACUAAAAUUGGCCAAGCUUGCAUCGAGUCUCUGUAAGAGAUUGAAUAAUUUUUUCGAAAUUAGGUGAAAUAUAUUUGUGUAUUGCCUGUGACAAAACUGAACAGAAAAAGAAAUAUUCUAACUGA
Molecule: messenger RNA, 1993 nt
Organism: Daphnia pulicaria
Lineage: Eukaryota; Metazoa; Arthropoda; Branchiopoda; Diplostraca; Daphniidae
Gene: Seipin
Product: seipin-like
Exons: 7
Coding region: 349-1482 (377 amino acids)
Biological process (GO): lipid droplet organization; lipid storage
Cellular component (GO): endoplasmic reticulum membrane
Source: RefSeq, a predicted model, not a curated record